ACGCUAGCUUUCGGGAUUGCAUCAAACGCAGCCUAAGGUUAUUCUCGUGAAUUCAGAAGACGCGGUAGCCCAACAAGAGGCAGCAGUGGGAAUCCUGGUAUAUAUCUUGCCUCAAAAUGAUCUCUUUCUUUCACGCCUCCCCUUCGAACACCCCUCGGGCCUUCUCUCCUCCUCUUUCAUUUCCUCUGGGCUCUCUCCAAUGGCGUCCGCAAGCUCUUUAACCGGCAGCCUACUCAGACCGACGGACCGGAUAGCCUCCGCCUUCCCCUCCUCUCCCUUCUGUCAUAAACUUAAAGCAAAUGGUGCUCCAAUUUUAUCAUGGCCUCUUAACAAAAGAACUCACUUAUUGAAGUCUCUUCGUGUAUAUGGUUUAUUUGGAGGAAAGAAGGAGAAGAGUGAGAAUAGUGAUGAUGCUCCAUCAAAGCCAGGGAUAUUAGGAAACAUGCAAAAUCUGUAUGAGACUGUUAAGAAGGCUCAAAUGGUGGUCCAAGUCGAGGCUGUCCGUGUACAAAAGGAGCUUGCAGCAGCGGAGUUUGAUGGUUAUUGCGAAGGUGAGUUGAUCAAGGUAACAGUUUCUGGAAACCAGCAACCUCUACGCACUGAAAUAACAGAAGCUGCAAUGGAGUUGGGGCCUGAAAAGCUCUCUUUGUUAGUAACUGAAGCAUACAAGGAUGCGCACCAAAAAAGUGUCCAGGCCAUGAAAGAGAGAAUGAGCAAUCUUGCCCAAAGCCUAGGAAUGCCACCAGGCCUCAAUGAAGGGCUCAAGUGAUGGGAGGCAGUGUUAUUAUACCAAGGCUUCUAAUGCUCGUCAAUUUUGUAUACUCGCCAAGAUUAAGUGGUCAGAUGAUUGCGGCCAUGCAUCUUAGUACCUCUUCUAAUCUGACACAGUUUGAUUGGCGAUGGAAAAACUUGUUCUCAUCAUGGUUAUUGCAUCAAAGAGAAUGUGAAGAACCCUUUAUUUUUUUUUUCCAAAUAUUUUAUCAUAAUUGGUUGGAUGCCUACAGUGUGACAGUGCUCAGUGGUAACACCUAGCUAUUGGUAAUAUUUGAUAUAAUUCAUUCUAUGGUUUAAUUAGAAGCAGGGCCAUGUCAUUGCAU
Messenger RNA from Elaeis guineensis (African oil palm), 1097 nucleotides. RefSeq names its product nucleoid-associated protein At2g24020, chloroplastic. Gene Ontology annotation, molecular function: DNA binding. NCBI's taxonomy places the organism in Eukaryota, Viridiplantae, Streptophyta, Magnoliopsida, Arecales, Arecaceae. The record is from RefSeq and is a predicted model, not a curated record.